AUGAACAUGCUGACCGAGACUUACCUCCUGGAGUCUCUACGAUUUGAGUUGAUGGAUGAACGGUAUUCCAGAAUCUCCAGAGCACAUCAAAGUCUGAUUGAUGCGCACAAGAGCACCUUUGAUUGGAUCUUCACAAAGCCUGGCCCGGGGUUCGUGGACUGGAUGAGCACAGAAGGGGGAGUCUACUGGAUCAACGGAAAGGCGGGAUCCGGCAAGUCAACAUUGAUGAAAUACUUGUUCGAGAAUCCCGCGCUGCGGCAGAUAUUGUCCGCCUCUGAUAGCUCAUGCCAAUGGGCCAUAGCUGGGUUCUUCUUCUGGUCGGGAGGAUCACAGAAUCAAAGAUCACUAGUUGGCCUCCUCCGGACGGUUCUCUAUCAGCUAUUCAAGGAAUGCAAGGAUCUCAUCAAUAUCGCCUGCACUGAGGAACGAGAACAGGUUCGCUCCGUACUCAACGAAGUCGUCAUGCAGGAUUUGGCUAGGAGGCGGAAAAGCCCAGACCGGCCGAAGCUACCUCCUACUUCUACUCGCAAAUAUCUCACCGAGGCCCAUCAACGAUUGAGCUUGAACUGGGAUGUACCCCGUCUACUCCAAGCCUUGGGUGCUGUUCUCUCCCAGGAAGACCUUCCGGUUAAAUUCUUCCUAAUGAUUGAUGGCCUCGAUGAAUAUGAAGCAACGGAGGAUGAAUUGGAACAUUUGAUCGAGCUUUUGAAGAACAGCACCAAUCCCAAAGUCAAGAUUUGCAUCUCAUCACGACCCUGGACCAUUUUCGAGAGACAUUUUGGCAACCACCGCUACCCUACUCUAUUACUCCAGAACCUUACCUACAGCGAUAUCAAGUUGUUCGUUUUCGAUUCUUUCAACCGGUCAGACAUAUUUCAAAGCUUUCUCCAGGCCCAUCCAGAACGUAUGCACGACUUUGGUAUCAAGAUUGUGCGAAAAUCGGAUGGCGUGUUCCUCUGGGUUCGUCUCGUGGUCAAAGCUAUCAUCCGAGGUUCUCAAAACGGCGAUCAACUUUCAGACCUUCAAGCUCAUCUCGACGAGCUGCCUGCAGAUCUUGAGCGUCUCUAUCGACAUAUGUUGCUUCGUAUCCCCCAGCGGUACCGAAUUCGCUCUGCCCGGAUCUUCGCCAUCGUGCACGCGGCAACCGAGCCGCCAUUGGCCCUUGCGCUCUGGCAUUCCGGGGAAGAAGUAACCAACCCAAUGGAAAGACUCACCGAUGACAUCAAGCUUGCCCGUUGUUAUCAGGUGCAUUUACGACUGAUGAGUCAAUGCGCCGGGCUAUUGGAAAUGCGUAUCUCUGGUAGCAAUCACGGGAAUCACGAAAAUGACGAUCCAGAUCUCAUGCGGCCAGAAGGUUCCUGGUCAUUCUCAAAUAAACAGCUCUACUCGUUGCACUCUCGUGUACACUAUAUGCAUCGGACAACUAGAGAUUUUCUCCAAACGAGCGAGAUUCAAUCCCUCUGUUCGGACUGGUUGCAGGAACAGAAUGGCUUUGAUGCACACCAGUGGCUUGCUGUACGGACCCUGGUAGACCUCUUGCGAGUGCAAAUUCGGAUUCGGGAGAGCAAGACUGAGGAUCCGGAUGAUAUUUAUGAGUUUUAUGGGUUUGAACUUGACACUGUGGAGCGGCAGUUGGUAUAUCAUGCGGAUAAAGUUGCGAAUCGGAAUAUUCGGGCUCGCAUUGUCAAGCUGCGAGCUACGAUAUCUGAUGGGGCCAAGGGGGGAUCCGUUGAUAUGAGCCAGAUAACUACGGGUUUGCAUUUUCUUCUUGAGAAUUCAGAAAAGGGGAAUGCGCCUUCAAACUGUCUGGUCAUGUGA
Molecule: messenger RNA, 1818 nt
Organism: Penicillium cataractarum
Lineage: Eukaryota; Fungi; Ascomycota; Eurotiomycetes; Eurotiales; Aspergillaceae
Exons: 1
Coding region: 1-1818 (605 amino acids)
Source: RefSeq, a predicted model, not a curated record